AAAAAAAAAAAAACAACAAAAUAGAGGGGAAGGUCUCAUCAAAGUCUCGAAAACUCUGCACCUCUUUGUAUUUCUCCGAUUUUCUUCCCCUCCGCCGAUUUGUUUCUCUCUCUUUCAAUCUUCCCCUUCGCCGGCGCCCCCCCUCCGCCGGGUCCUCCCCCUCCGUCUCCGCCGCCGCAGUCUGCCGCUGCCGCUCCUCUCCGCCGUCCGCCGCUGCUCUCCUCCGCCCAUCUCUCCGCCGCUGCUCUCCACCGUCAGCCCAUCUCUCCGCCGCUGCUCUCCGCCGCCUGCUGCCGAUCAUCCCUCCGCCGUCAUCCCGCCGCCUGCUGCCUAUCCGUUGCCGUCGCCGACAGCCCUCCUCUCAAGGUCUUAGCCCAAUGUUCUUUGCUAUUGGAUUCAUUGCAGCCCAUGAUAAGCCCUUUCUCGAAUUAAUGUGAGAGAGCCCAGAAGAAGGAAGGAAGAAAAAAAAAAAAGAAAAAAGGAAAAAAAUUCAUUCACUCGUUGAGUUCUUGAAAUUACAGUUGAAACUAUGAUUCUUUGAUACCAAAUGGGAAGAAGACGAUGAGAUAUGGAAUAUUAAGCAAAAUCAGAGUUCUAGACCAACCCAAUACGAAUUUCCCGCUUACAGAGGUUAGCUCUGUAACUGAGUUUUCUGUGGCAUCAGCUCUUCAGAAUUACAUAAACUCAGAUCAUCCCUCACACGGCCGAAAGAUCCAUCCCCUCAUACUCAAAGCUGGUAUCAAACCCAAUGUCAAUAUCUCCAUCAAACUCCUCAUCAUGUACGUCAAGUCCUCCUGUUUAUCAGACGCGCGUCAGGUGUUUGAUGAAUUGCCUCGCCGAACUUUAUCGGCCUACAAUUACAUGAUAUCGGGCUAUACAAAACACGGGUUUGUCGAUAAAUCUUUUGAUUUGGUUCGAGAACUGUGCCUCUCGAAUGAAAAGCCCGACGGAUACACAUUUUCGAUGAUUUUGAAGGGUUCGACUAGCGGAAAUGCAGGGUCACGUUUACCUUUUACGGGGCGUGAGGUUCAUGCCCAGAUAUUGAAAUCCAAUGUUGAAGGUGAUGAUGUGCUUUACACCGCAUUGGUUGACUCGUAUGUGAAGAGUGGGAGGGUUGAGUACGCAAGAAGAGUGUUCGAUUUAAUGUUGGACCAGAACGUGAUUUGUUCGACAUCGAUGAUCACAGGGUACAUGAACCAAGGCCGUUUGGAAGAUGCCGAGGAUGUAUUUCACAAGACUGUCGAGAAGGAUGUGGUGGUUUACAAUGCCAUGAUCGAAGGAUACAGUAAAUCAGUCGAGACGGCUAAGAAGGCGAUACAUAUAUUCAUCGAUAUGCAGAGCCUAAAUUUCAGGCCUACGAUAUCUACUUUUGCAAGUAUUAUCGGUGCUUGUUCUCUUUUGUCAGCGUUCGAAAUCGGCCAGCAGAUCCAAGGGCAGUUAAUGAAAACCGAGCUUUUCACAGACAUAAAGAUUGGCAGUGCUCUGAUAGACAUGUACUCCAAAUGUGGGAGAACCGAUGAUGCAAGAUCCAUUUUUGAUUCCAUGCCGAGAAAGAACGUCUAUUCGUGGACUUCAAUGAUUGAUGGAUACGGGAAAAACGGGUGUCCAAACGAAUCGCUCGAACUCUUCGAUAGAAUGAUAAGCGAACGUCACACUAAACCAAAUUACGUUACUUUUCUCGGUGCACUCUCUGCAUGUGCCCAUGCAGGAUUAGUUGCCAAAGGGAGGAAGAUAUUCGAGUGCAUGGAUCGGGUUUACUCGAUGAAGCCAAGAAUGGAGCACUACGCAUGCAUGGUAGAUCUAUUAGGGCGUGCGGGGAGUUUGAACCAAGCGCUUCAAUUCGUGAUGCAAAUGUCCGAAAGGCCUAAUUCCGACGUUUGGGCGGCUUUGCUGAGUUCUUGCAGACUCCAUGGCGAUGUGGAGCUCGCGAAAAUAGCAGCGAACGAGCUUUUCAAAGUGAGUGGAGAGAGUAGGCCUGGAGCGUAUGUUGCUUUGUCGAACGCGUUAGCUGAUGCUGGGAAAUGGGAUAGUGUGAGCCAAUUGAGGGAGUUGAUGAAAGCGAGAGGAAUAUCGAAAGGAACGGGGCUCACUUGGAUUGGAACCGAUGCUGGUUUAGAAGCUUUUCAUGCUGGCCAGUCACUGUGAUUUAUCAUGGCAGUAUUAUUUGUCAGGUUUUUUUAAAAGAAACCGCCUCUGGUGCAAAAACCCAUCAUCAACGAAGUAUCAGUUAAUCAACUUGAAAAAAAAAUUCCGGUGCAAAACCCACGACCAAUGAAGAAUCAGUUUCUUGCUCGUAAAAAUCUUGGGGAGGAUCAAUGCUGCUUGAUGUUUGUACAUCGCGCUGCAACAGG
Messenger RNA from Erythranthe guttata (spotted monkey flower), 2351 nucleotides. RefSeq names its product pentatricopeptide repeat-containing protein At1g28690, mitochondrial. The record is from RefSeq and is a predicted model, not a curated record. Gene Ontology annotation, molecular function: protein binding; RNA binding. Gene Ontology annotation, biological process: RNA modification. NCBI's taxonomy places the organism in Eukaryota, Viridiplantae, Streptophyta, Magnoliopsida, Lamiales, Phrymaceae.